Hemiscyllium ocellatum (epaulette shark) is the source of this 1079-nucleotide messenger RNA. RefSeq names its product nmrA-like family domain-containing protein 1. The transcript is spliced from 5 exons. The coding region runs from base 58 to 954 and encodes 298 amino acids. The record is from RefSeq and is a predicted model, not a curated record. NCBI's taxonomy places the organism in Eukaryota, Metazoa, Chordata, Chondrichthyes, Orectolobiformes, Hemiscylliidae.
GCCCUGAAGGGGGCGGUGAGGAGGGAGGGGAGUGAAGCCUGAGGCCCGGGUCCUGUCAUGGCCGCCCCGCGGACGGUUGCUGUUUUCGGCGCUUCCGGAUAUCAAGGUGGAUCAGUGGCGAUGGCCUUUUUGAAGGAUGGUUCAUUCAAGGUAAGAGCUAUUACUCGGAACCCAAGAAAAAAAGCAAUUCAAGAAUUAAAACAUCUUGGAGCUGAGAUUGUGAAAGCUGACCUGGACAAUGAAAAGAGCCUUUUGGAAGCACUGAAAGACGUAUAUGGAGUCUUCUUAGUCACAGACUACUGGGAGUAUAUGGACAAAGAUAGAGAAUUCCAACAGGGUAAGAGAGUAGCUGACAUUUGCAGCCAGUUUGACGUGAAGCAUAUUGUGUUCAGUGGGCUUGAGAAUGUAAAGAAGCUGACUGAUGGAAAGCUGGAUGUGCCACAUUUUGAUGGGAAGGGAGAGAUAGAAGAGUACUUCCGUGAAAUUGGUGCUCGCAUGACAAGUGUGAGAAUGCCUGACUACUUUGAAAAUUUUCUUCACGUGUUUAGACCUGUUAAGUCAGGCAAAGAAUAUUAUGUUCUAGAUAUUCCAAUGGGAGGAGUUCCAAUGGAUGGAAUGUCAGUAAAAGACUUGGGUGGAGUUGUGCUGGCCAUCUUCAAAAGCCCGGAAAAGUAUAUUGGGAAGGAGAUAGGCCUCAGCACUGACAAACUUAAAAUUGAGGAGUAUGCUGCAAUUAUGUCUCGACAUACUGGAAAAUCAAUUCAAGAUUCUAAGAUAUCAGUCAAGGAGUAUGAGGAACGGAAUUUUCCAGGAGCCCAAGAACUUGCCAAAAUGUUCCAGUUUUAUAUGAAACAGCCUGAUCGCAACAAGGAUCUGACGUUAAUGUUAAAUCCUGAGGCACAGUCCUUUGAAGAAUGGAUGUCACAAAACAAGAAUGCUUUUCUAAAUGACUGAAUGCCAAAUUUAAUUUUUAAUGUGGCUAAAUAUACUCUCAAUAAUCAUCUGAAAAUGAAUUCAGACUAGUAUCAGACAUGUGUUAUUCUGUAGGAGGUAUUAAAUAAGCAUUUUUCUUCAUUUAA